Morone saxatilis (striped sea-bass) is the source of this 1152-nucleotide messenger RNA. It is a transcript of the gene tnnt3a, whose product is annotated as troponin T type 3a (skeletal, fast). Gene Ontology annotation, biological process: sarcomere organization; muscle contraction; regulation of muscle contraction. The record is from RefSeq and is a predicted model, not a curated record. The transcript has 14 exons. NCBI's taxonomy places the organism in Eukaryota, Metazoa, Chordata, Actinopteri, Moronidae. Gene Ontology annotation, molecular function: tropomyosin binding; troponin C binding; troponin I binding. Gene Ontology annotation, cellular component: troponin complex. The coding region runs from base 16 to 873 and encodes 285 amino acids.
AAGUCCACUCUCACCAUGUCUGACACUGAGGAAGUUGAUCAGGUCGAGGAAUACGAUGCCGUAGAAGAGGAGGUAGUAGAGGAAGUAGAGGUGGCCCCUGAGGCGGCCCCUGAGGCAGAGCCAGAGCCAGAGCCAGAACCAGAACCAGAGCCAGAGCCAGAGCCUGAGCUUGAAGAGGCCAUUGAAGAGGAAGAGGAGAAGCCAAAGUUCAGACCCCAACCCGCUCUCUCCUGCAGGCCCAGCGCGCCCAAAAUCCCGGAUGGUGAGAAAGUGGACUUUGAUGACAUCCAGAAGAAACGUCAGAACAAGGAUCUGGUUGAGCUGCAGGCGCUGAUCGAUGCUCACUUUGAGUGCAGGAAGAAGGAGGAAGAGGAGCUGAUCGCCCUCAAGGACAGGAUUGAGAAGCGUCGUGCCGAGAGGGCCGAGCAGCAGAGGGUUCGUGCCGAGAAGGAGAAAGAGCGCCAGGCCAGACGUGAGGAAGAGAGGCGGAUCAGGGAGGAGGCCGACAUCAAGAAGAAGGCUGAUGAUGAGGCCAAGAAGAAGUCGGCUCUGUCCAACAUGGGCUCCAACUACAGCAGCCACCUGCAGAGAGCCGACCAGAAGAGAGGAGGAAAGAAAGAAACUGAGAGAGAGAAGAAGAAGAAGAUUCUGGCCGCCAGACGCAAGCAGCUGAACAUCGACCACCUGAACGAAGACAAGCUGAAGGACAAGAUCAACGAGCUGCAUGAGUGGAUGACUCAGCUGGAGUCUGAGAAGUUCGACCACAUGGAGAGACUGAAGAGGCAGAAGUACGAGGUUACAACCCUGCGUAAGAGAGUUGAGGAGCUCAGUAAAUUCAGCAAGAAGGGAGCCGCCGCUCGCCGCAGAAAGUAGACGGGCUCGCCGCGCCUCUGCUCAGAAACCAAACUGCGAUCGUCUCGGACACACGCCUGAUGAAACAACGCACACGGUGGCGAAGGUCGUAGCUCAGAAGGCGCCAGUAAUGCUGAGGUUAACUUUAUCAACAUACGUCCUGAUACCAGGAGCCUUUAGCUGCUGUUCAAUAGGAAUUAAAAAAAAGAAACUAUUAAAACUUGUUCGCCGUCAUGCUUCCUCGCCCUCCACUGUUUGGUUCUCGGUAUUUUUGUAAAUAAAGUGUGACUCUUCAAGCCA